Messenger RNA from Amoebophrya sp. A120, 5124 nucleotides. The record is from the annotation of a GenBank genome assembly. NCBI's taxonomy places the organism in Eukaryota, Dinophyceae, Syndiniales, Amoebophryaceae.
UAUUUCUUGAGGUCAGUGUCUAUCAUCACUCGCCCCAGCCCAGAUCUAUCACGCAACCUACCACAUUGAGAUUGGGAACACAUGAUAAUAUCAGACGAGAUGACCUGGUGCUUGUCGCGUAGAAUUUUGAACAAUAACUAACGGGAAUAAAGAUAGAGGUUGCUUCCGACCUCGGUAACGCGAUCGUGGCGUCACACGCACCCUCCCCACUCGACAUGUUGGGCAGCAGCAACGCCAAUUCAUCUCCAACUGCAGCAACUACUGUUGCACAGCCUCCAGGAGCUGUUGCUGAAGAUCCUGCUUCCAAUGCAGCCGACAUCAAACCGGUCGACCCAGCCACAGCAGCUGAAACCGACCCGCCACCCGAUCCUCCUCCACCCGAGCAACUAAUGGCCAAUGAAAAUAACAAAGCUCCAGAACCAGAUUUCGAACAGGACGUCGAAGACCAGCCUACUUCCUUCAAAGACCUCCCGCCGCACCCCUUUGACGUCGAGACCCGUCCGGAACCUUCUGGAGAGGUUAGUGAGAAAUUCGCGGACUGGCAGGAUUUUCUGAACACGGACAGAACGAAAAUGCGGGAGUAUUUGAAGUCCGAGGACAGCGACCGGACAAACUUGGACAAGGACAACGCCAUCAUGCAGCGGAACUACACGAAGCCGCCCUCCAACCCGUUCUCCAGAGUCCACGUCUACAACGGGACGAGUACUGUGCAAACCGGAAAUAGCAACGCCAACACGAAGAAUUACGAAACCGGGGGUCGAACCCGGUACGGGAUUGAGGAGAUUCAGUACAAACCGCACCUGACGGAGCUGUACCGAUCGGAGAAUUUGAAGGGGACGAAUCUAGAAGACUUCUUCUGCACCCGGAACAACUUCCCGACAACGAAACGGGGGAUGGGGAAGCAGGAGUACCCGAACCCGAUGCUAUUCGCGCCGUUCCGGAAGGACCCGCAGACGAACACCCCGAUGCUGUGGAGUCUAGCGGCCCGGCCAAAGAAGUCCUGGACGAAGUGGUCCGGAAAUCCGAUCUGGCUGUACAGCCGGAUUGGGCAAUACCUCUCCCGAGAGGCGUUGGAAAGUUGGCAUACCAGUCGGGUGAAGCAGGAGAGGGCGCCGAACGAGGCUGCGGGGUCGGACACGUACCGGGUCCAAGCCGGGAAGGCGCUUGCCUGGGACGUCGGCCGGCAGUUCGGAAAGGCGUUGACCGGACCGGGGGCGGUGGGGGCGUAUUUGGUGACGAGUAACCCCUUGUAUCUCGGUCCGUACUUUCUCUACAAGAGUGCAAAGUAUUGGAUGUUUCCCCCGAAACAGGCGAAAAGCGGGAGCGAUCUGCUUUCCAAACCCCUCCACCCCACGAUCGACAACAGCCGGGAAGCGCGGGAUGUCCGGAUCGCUAUGCACUGCAAAUAUGCCUGGCUCUGGAAACUUGUGAUGCUGAAUGGUCAUAAUUGAACAACCUUCCAAGUGGGGCCAAGCAUGACAAAUAUUUUCAUUAUGCCUGCUUGCUCAUGAUGGGUGGCGCGCAUUACAACCUGCGUCUUUGUAUGAAGCGAGAAGUCUUGCUUUUGUUGGUCCCGCUGCAUCACAGAUUUUCUGGGGAUGCGAGACAAACAAUACAAGUUCUGCCCGUCCAGACCCAGACAUAUUUGCAGUGCAUAAUCGCGUUGUUGCGGCAAAAAGCGAAAGCGAUCAAACACGCACAGCGGAUGUACCCGUCGUACUACUACAGAGGGAGGUCCUCGAAGUCGCAGAAACAGCAAGUCAACCCGCUUACCGGCAAAAAAACUUACAACGCGAUUCCGGACGGACACGGGGACGGGGCGAGUUCAACAUCAGUCGGGCUUUUUUCCCGCGACCCGGCGAAGACCAAGGCGAACAGCGGGGUGCCGAAUUUGCGGAUUUCCAACCCCGCUGCGGAUCUUUUGAACUCCGCGAAUUUGCCGAAGGAUUUGGCGAAGGAGCCGCCGCAUCCCUGGUUGAAGUUGGCAGAUUUGGAGAUUUCGGACACGACCGGAUUUGGAGACAGUUUCGCGAACAAACCCAACCCGUAUUUGCACGUCACUUUAGAGGACACGACCGCCGUAUCCCACAAAAAAAAAUGUUUCACUGUGACGAGUUUGCAAGAUCUGCAUCACAAGUUUGUUGCACAUGACAAAGAAAACUUGGCAUGCGUGCUUCCUAAGGGAAAACACAGCUAAAAAACCAAUGUCUUGCAUGUGCAGCAAGACAAACACAUUUGCGUUCCGUUCUAUGCAUCACAAGUUCAAAGUGAAGCAGUUUGUUCUUGCGAUACGCCGGGCAGGUCCUGUGGGACGCCGUGUACAACAUGCGAAACCAGAAGCAGUUAUCAAAUGCAAAAAUGUCUGGGUCUGGAAGAGUGGAACUUGUAAUGCUGUCUGCGGAUUCUAAAAAUGUCUGUAUUGCAUGAGCAGCAAGAGGAGUCAGCUCUUGGCACGCAGAGAGGGCAUUUCUCAUGUGUAAUUAGCAUCAAGAAGCUUUCAAAAAUUCUGUCAUGCUAGCACCAGCAUCACAGACCUCGCGGGUCAUGCAAAAUGUGCAUGACAAGCCCCAACUCUUCCAGACCCAGACAUAUUUGCAGUUGAUAGCAGUUGGUGCUCAGCAAAACCUCCAUGCUCGGGAAGGCCCGGGCGAUGUUUUCGAAAACAUUGGACCAGGAGAUCGCCAACACGGAUCCGUCGUUUCUGCGAGAGGACGCAACCGCGAUUCACGGCGUCCAGAAGGAGAUGUUGAAGCUCUGUCCCAGAACGACGGACUUGGUCCCGAGAACCUACGUGUUGAACGUGAAACGGUGGCCCAUAUCCACAGAAAUUUUCCGUACACAACGCACAACGGCUGAUUAUUAUAACGCGAUCAACUGUUAAAUCAAAAAAUAUUUUCAAAUUUUUCUUUAAGUAUCGGAAAGCGCGCGCGCAGAAGCCCACCAGAAUCGGCGAGCAAAGAAUCCGCACACAGCGCGCAGAUCUUGAGCAUUCAAACUGACUUAUGCUAGAGUCGGGCGCCGAGUCGAGCCCUCGACCGGUCGCACAGUUGUGCUGCACGGGCCCGGGUAAAAAGGCCGCCGCACGGAGUCGCGUAGCCUUUGGGGCAAUUUGCGCGGCUCCGGAAGCAUGACGGUGAAGCGGGCGCGGAAAGCUAUCAUAUCGGAGACUAGCUAGACGCCCGUCUUGUCUUGUCCACCAAUUUGCCACGGCCUCUGAAGCUCGCCUGUCGCGGAAGACAUGUUGGUUUUCUUAGUGAACCUCAUGGCGCGCGGCCAUUGUUGCAAUGAAGGAACAGGCGCUGGCCAGCGGGAUGGCGUUUUUGGGCGAAGCUUGUGUGCCCUUCGCUCAGAUUUCGCGACUGUUAUUUUCGGGCGGCAGGCUGCGUGGCGUUUCCACCAUGCGCAGCUUGGGCCCUACAAGUCCGCCACAGUGUUGGCAGAAACCCGUGCGCCCGCCUUCAGGUCGGGGCUCCGGGGUUGGCCGUUCGCUUUGCUCCAGGAGUGGGGGGCGCUGACCUUGUCCUGCGGAAAGGUGAGAGCCGAAGUCUGGCCUUUCGAGGCGUUCCCGGAGGUCCCCAAGGGAGGUCCUCAAGGGACCUCUACGAGGAGGUCUCAUACCAUCGGGCGAAGAUUUUCCGAACCAUUCCACUUUUGGUCGGAUUUAGGAGGUCCCUCGGGGAGGUCCCCCGGGGAGGUCCCGAAGCAGCACAAAUCCAAAGCAAUGCAGGUCGAAUUGCCUCAGGGCAACAGGCAUGCCGGGGCUGGCCUUGUGGAUCCCCAUCCUGGCUCCUCCGCCGCCAGUGGGGCAGCAAGGCUUUUGCGCCAUGUUUCGACGCACUCCUCUAUCCGCGGCGCGGGUGACGGCAGUCUUAUGGUCGGCUUCGCGUCUGGUAAUUUGGCAAUGCCUCUGACGGCUUGUCUUCCCAUCCCGCUGCGAUCCAGGCUCUGCCCCCGUGCCAGGGCAGGAGCUCAAAUGAUCCGGGUCUAAUAGGAAGGGAGCAGAGCCAUGCCUUCGAGCGGGGUCUGGGCUUCUAAGGCCACACGGCUGCGGCGGCGCCACUCGCCUCGUGUCAGACAGCAUCCAGCUGGGGUCGUGGCAUGCCUUGCUGGAGGGCUUUUGCGGAGCUCUUGCGCUGUUGCCCCCCGAAGCCACUUCCCGACAGGCGAUUUUUUUGGCCCUUGCGCUGCGAUGGCCGGCGCGUACUCGCAAUGAGCACGCAAGCGGCAACUAGAAACCGAGACGGCAGGGGCGACAGAAAAAGAGCACGACUCUUUUCAGGCAAAACAUUCCAAGGCCGGUCGAGGUUGCGCGGCAACACACUUCUACACUUGAAAAAAAAUUUGAAAACUUUUUUUGAUUCAACAGUUGAACGCGUUAUAAUUAUAUGCAGUUUCUACAUGGCAAAACUUUUCUUCAAGCCUAUGCAGCAUGACAAGUUGUCGUGUGCUCUUCAUCUAAGUUGUUGCAAGACCUUGCGAUGCGUUUCGUAGUACAUGUUUUUGUGCGGAAAAUUUGUGUUGCAUAACCCAGUGUGAACGUGAACGAGGACUACGUCGGGAAGAUGAUUUUCCAGAGUAUCCAGAGUAAAUUUCCCGUACACGUACACAUGCGGUCUCUGCAUGACAAAAAUAGGCUUCGACCCUACUCUAGCAUGACAAGUUUUACGCUUCAAAUUGGUAUAAAUUCGUGAUUCUUGUACAUGUACGGAAAAUUUGUAUUGCAUACAGAGCUACCUGACCACCGACCCGAUCCCGAACUUUGAACGAAUCGACUUUCAUUCCAAGAACAAUUUCGGUGUCCAUUUGUCGGACGCAGACAAAUUUGCGAUGAAGAAUUCCAGCAGUUUAAGCGAUCGGUUUCUGGCGCUGUUUUGGCACGAUCUACACAGCUGGACCAUGGGGAAGUUUGGUGUGGGCUUGAUGUAAGAUUUUGUGAGUCAUCUGGCAGGAGCAGGGAAUGUAUCAUGAGUUGAGCGACCAUUUCCAUUUCAUUUUGCUUUGCUUAUUGCCGAACCUGAUUUUGAAACCUCUACCGUAGGUAGUGCACUCUUUCUUCGAUGGUGUAAGAUGUUGAACUUGAAUUAGUGUUUCGUUUCCGGCCUAAGCAGGUGCUUUGGAUCUAAA